Molecule: messenger RNA, 931 nt
Organism: Cladocopium goreaui
Lineage: Eukaryota; Dinophyceae; Suessiales; Symbiodiniaceae
Source: the annotation of a GenBank genome assembly
UCCAUUUUUCAGUAGCCUUGGAAAUUGACCAGAUGCUGCUGGGCGGAACUCAGAUCUUGGCCAUGGCCUUUCUCGUAGGUGCCCAACAGCAGUUUGUGAUCAGCGAGCUUGUCAGAAGUAGCGAUUGCAGUGGCGAUCCAGUAACUGGAGUGAUUGCCUAUGAACCUGUUGGUGUUUGCUCCGGACAGGACAUGAAUGGUGAUUGGAUUCCUGACACCCUUGCCACCCUGGAACUCGAGGGAGACUUUGCCUUUCACAGAUUCUAUAAUGGCCUUCCAGACAACCAUUCCUAUGCCUGCUGUGCCACAAGCACAGUUGAGGUUCGGAGACAAUCAAUGGUCGAGUUUUACCGCUGUGACAAUUCGUCCAGCCCGCCGGGCUUUUGGACACAAAAGCGGCUGGUGACAUUGGACAGCUGGAGGCUUGAUAUCUAUAAGAUGAAGAAUUGCACCUUCAGCUUUAGCACCGUCCUCGCACCCUUGGACAUUUGCCAGACGCCUUUUCCUGCUGCUCAACAUUCCACCAUGCAGUCGUGCAACGGGAGUGGCAUAACAAUCAGCAAUUACGAAACGUUGAAUUGCACAGGGCCAGCGAAGGUGGUCUACUACCCGGCGGUCACGUCUGGACCAUGCAAUGAUGGGCCGUCUGCAGAUCCAACUAUGGUACCAAGGGCAAAAUGUCUACCCAGCACUACCUUGACACCACCUGUGCAAGGUUUGUGCCCAAGCAACGAAAGCAACGCAAGCAAUGCAACCGCGGUACCGAACCGUAGUCGGCUAGUAAUCACCUCGGCUUCGCCCUCCCUUGGCUUCACCUGGGUAGCUGCAGCUGUGAUGACAAGAGUCGUUUCACUGAUGCCUCAUUUCUGACACCUCGAAAAUCUAGAAUUGGAUAUUUGAAACACUCUCACCUUAGGCGAUUGAGACAAAAA